AUGGUGUGGGUCUCCAGUCUGCUAGGCGAGGCUGCCAGCCUUUGGCAACAGUCCAAGGCGGACUUCCACCGUGGAGGCACCGACUUUGGGUUCGCGUCCGUAAACGAGAUGCUCACCGAGCUGGAAUUCGCAUUCCAGGGCACCAAGCCAGCAAGUCAGCACAUUGCUGACUUCAACAUGAUCAUCGCUCCCUUGAAGAUGACUGAGGAGUCAAAGAUCUUGUCCUUACGUCACUCCAUCAACGAGGACAUCAAGGACGUGCUCGCCCGAUCUCUAGAUUCGACAAAGUCGGAUUUUACACUUUUCUGUCGCCAGGUGAUUGCCGCCGACAAUCGCCUCUUGGAACGAGCGUACGAAUACUCAGGAAAACAUUACACUCUGGCUGGUGGUCGUACUGUGCGUCCCUACGCCAACCACGCCAGCACGCUUCCUCCUCCUCGCCCCCGUUUCACUGCGAGCGCUCCUCCCACGACAACGUUCCCGCAGCCAAUGCAAAUUGACGCUGUGGCACCCAGUAAGGAUCGCGAGGCCAUUCGCCAGAACAGGUCUGACAACCGAGUCUGUCUCUAUUGUGGAGGAGCCGGUCACCAGCUCAAGAACUGCCCAAAGCGAUCAGCAGGCCUAAAAGUGCAGGGUCACAGGAGAUAG
Protomyces lactucae-debilis is the source of this 648-nucleotide messenger RNA. RefSeq lists its product as uncharacterized. The transcript is spliced from 2 exons. The record is from RefSeq and is a predicted model, not a curated record. NCBI's taxonomy places the organism in Eukaryota, Fungi, Ascomycota, Taphrinomycetes, Taphrinales, Protomycetaceae. Bases 1 to 648 code for a protein of 215 amino acids. Gene Ontology annotation, molecular function: zinc ion binding; nucleic acid binding.